Messenger RNA from Malassezia sympodialis ATCC 42132, 879 nucleotides. RefSeq lists its product as uncharacterized. Lineage: Eukaryota; Fungi; Basidiomycota; Malasseziomycetes; Malasseziales; Malasseziaceae. Gene Ontology annotation, molecular function: metalloexopeptidase activity. The coding region runs from base 1 to 879 and encodes 292 amino acids. Gene Ontology annotation, biological process: proteolysis. The transcript has 2 exons. The record is from RefSeq and is a predicted model, not a curated record.
AUGUUUGAGCUCGUGCGCGAGGAUGUGCCGCGCUACUACAUGUCCAAGCUCACUUCGUUCUUCACGCGGUACUAUCGCUCCGACACGGGUGCCAAGAGCCAGCGCUGGCUGCAGACGCAGGUCGAGGCUCUCGCUGCCUCGCUGCCGACCUAUACCCGCGUCCAGGCCUUCCAGCACCCAUGGCAGCAGCGAUCUAUCAUUUUACAUAUCCGAGGCGCCAAUGCGACGCUGACGCGGGAGCGCGGCGUCACGAUUCUGGGCGCGCAUCUGGACAGCAUCAACUUCUUUCCGUUUUUUGCUGCACCGGGUGCGGACGACGAUGGCAGUGGCACGGUGACGCUCCUUGAGGCCUUGCGUGUACUGGGAGAGGCUGGCUGGGUGCCCGAGUCCGACGUCGAGCUGCAUUGGUAUUCUGCCGAGGAAGGCGGCCUGCUGGGCAGCCGCGCUGUCGCUGCGGAAUACGAGCGCAAGCACCGCCGCGUGCAGGCUAUGCUCCAGAUGGACAUGACGGCCUUUGUCAAAGACGGUACACAAGAGCGCAUCGGCGUGGUGACGGACUAUGUGUCGCCUGCCCUGACUGACUUUGUGGAGCGCCUGGUGGGGGCCUAUCUUCGGCUCCCCGUCGUCCGGUCGGUCAUGCACUAUGGUGCUAGUGAUCACGCAAGCUGGUCAGCAGCCGGCUACCCUAGUGCUUUUGCAAUGGAAGCUCCUUUUGAAGACUGCAACCUGCAACGUCUCCAUGUAUGUCUUGAUGGACUCACCGACCAGACCUCGCGUGAUGUGCCGGAAGCACCCGAGUUCUCGUUCGCACACCUGCUCCAGUUCGUGCGCCUGUCUAUGUCGUUUGUAGUCGAACUUGCCGGCUGGGUCGACGCGUAG